AUGACGUCAACCAAUACAUUAACAUUUAGUGUUACCAAAAAAUCACCUGAGUUGCUUUAUCCAGCAGAGUCCACACCACAUGAAUUCAAAUAUCUCUCUGAUAUAGAUGACCAGACAUUCCUCCGAACAUAUGUUAGAGGAAUAAAUUUCUACAAAAAGAAUCCAUCCAUGGAAGGGAAAGAUCCAGUUAAGAUUAUUCGUAAGGCUAUUUCCAAAGCCUUGGUCUUUUACUACCCGUUGGCCGGGCGGUUGAGGGAACGCACUUGUCGGAAGCUCGUGGUCGAAUGCACCGGCCAAGGGGUAGUGUUCGUUGAGGCUGACGCGGAUGCGACGCUUCAGCAUUUAGGAGUGGAUGCCCUUUAUCCACCCUUCCCCAACUCGAAUGAUCUUGUUCUUGAUGUGCCAAACAACCUUGGAAUAUUGGAUGAUAUUCCACUUAUGUUCAUUCAGGUUACGCGAAUGAAAUGUGGGGGAUUUAUAUUUUCAAAUUGUUUCAAUCACACAAUGGGCGACGGUAUCGGCAUUUCCCAAUUUCUCUCUGCCGUGGGUGAACUAGCUCGCGGUGCAUCCGCCCCUUCUAUUCGACCAGUUUGGGACCGACAUCUUCUCACUGCCAUGGAGCCUCCACGCGUGUCAUUCGCACAUCGUGAAUAUGAUGUCGCAACUGGUACAAGUAGUGGAACCUAUGCCCCGCUUGAUCAGAUGGUGCAACGCUCCUUCUAUUUUAGUCCUGCCCAAAUCUCAGCCCUCCGCCACAGCCUGCCACCACAUCUCCAGCGCUGCUCCAAAUUCGAUAUCGUUGCAGGCUGCGUGUGGCGCUGCCAGACGAUUGCCCUCUCUCCUAAACCCGACGAAGAGAUUAGAUUCUCGUGUGUAACGGAUAACCGAAACCAAAUAAACCCACCUCUUCCAAUAGGGUACUAUGGAAACGUUAUAGCGUUUCCGGUAGCAGUAACGACUGCAGGUGAGUUAUCAAAGAAUCCGCUGCACUACGCGGUGGAGUUGGUGACUAAGGCAAAGCGCGAAGCAGCAAAUAGUGAUUACCUGAAAUCAGUGGCGGGUCUAAUGGUAAGGCGAGAUCGCCCUAAUUUGACAGCUGUGAACACUUAUAUAGUGUCGAAUAUAACGCACGUGGGCUCAAACCAAAUGGAUGUUGGGUGGGGCACGGCGGCGUACGCUGCGGUGUUUAAAGGAGUUUAUUGGCAGCCCGGUAAUAUUCAAGUAGCAUGGUACUUAGGAUUUAAAGAUGGUUUCGUGGUUCCGGUUUGCCUACCUCUCGAAUCCAUGAAAGUCUUUGAGAAACAUGUUCAGGUCAUGACGACUACCGCUCCAACAGCUUUCUCUUUGUGAUAUGGACAUCCCAUCAAGCUCAAGCUCCAAACACUUAUAUGAAUACUGAGUUUGUUAGAAAGGAAAUAAUUAAUAAUGUUACUAAUUAGAGGGAAUAUAAAUCUAUGUAAUUGGUAAUUUUCAUAUUACCUUGUAUAUCGUUUUCUAACCCUAUAUAAAGAUGGUGGGUCAUGUUAUCACAAUUAAUCAAUGAAUAUACAAUAGUUCUCCCAUUA
Messenger RNA from Salvia hispanica, 1565 nucleotides. RefSeq names its product benzyl alcohol O-benzoyltransferase-like. NCBI's taxonomy places the organism in Eukaryota, Viridiplantae, Streptophyta, Magnoliopsida, Lamiales, Lamiaceae. The record is from RefSeq and is a predicted model, not a curated record.